Lolium rigidum is the source of this 798-nucleotide messenger RNA. RefSeq lists its product as uncharacterized. The coding region runs from base 1 to 798 and encodes 265 amino acids. The record is from RefSeq and is a predicted model, not a curated record. Lineage: Eukaryota; Viridiplantae; Streptophyta; Magnoliopsida; Poales; Poaceae. The transcript has 7 exons.
AUGGAAAAGUUGCAUGGAAAGGUGAUGCCUUACAUACAAUUUUGGGGGAAGAAAAGCCUGGACAAGUGCAUGGCAUGGGUUUGCUUCCGAGUGCCUAACCAAGUUUAUGGUCGGUUACCACGCUAUCUCAAGAACAUCAAUAUGACUACAACAAACGGGUCAUCACAUGCCGGAGAGAGUGAUGUUAUGGAGGAAAUAGCAAAGCUCAAGCGGCGUAUAGAAGAGCAGGACCAACGCAUAGAAGAGCAAGACCAAAUUAUUGAAGGAUUUAGAAACCAGGAUGAAGCCAAUUUCCGCCAAGGCAAUGAUGAAUCUCAGCUGGAAGUACCACAAAAUAGAAGAAAGAGAGUUCAUGCUAGUGGACCUGAGCAAGUACGCUUAGUGAGCAGACCAAAAGAUACAAUAAAGCAUCGUCCUGACUGCGAGGGUAGCAAUGAAUUCUCAUAUCAAGGACAAUCAUCACUAACACCUCCUUUUCCUGAAGAACGGGAGAUGAGAAAGAGCGGUGAGAAUCUGGAUGAAAAUUCGAGAAGAGUGCACAAACAAAUGACUCAAAACAAGACUCCAAGCCAUAUGUCCUCAAAGAAGAGAUGUCGUCCUUCGGAAGAGAUUCGUAAUGGAGUAAUUUUAAAAUCUUCAAUAUAUCCAAAUAAAAGGCGCGUGGCAUAUGCAACUAUUUUGGACAGUAAUUCAAAAACAUUGGUUGGUGGUGUUGAGCUGGGCCGACAAUUUACACAUGUGCAAAUUGAUGAACCUAUUGGUGAAGAUGAGCGCUUGAUUGAGAGGUUCAGUGGAUGA